Molecule: messenger RNA, 1895 nt
Organism: Colletotrichum godetiae
Lineage: Eukaryota; Fungi; Ascomycota; Sordariomycetes; Glomerellales; Glomerellaceae
Product: major facilitator superfamily transporter
Exons: 4
Coding region: 151-1566 (471 amino acids)
Biological process (GO): transmembrane transport
Cellular component (GO): membrane
Molecular function (GO): transmembrane transporter activity
Source: RefSeq, a predicted model, not a curated record
AUUGCAAAAGAAACUCCACUCUCGACAUCUCCAUAAAUCCUGCAGACGAUAACCGCAUUAUCGUGAGAAAAUCUGACAUCGGUUCUGACGCAAAGCCGAUAUCCGAAAGCCGACUUACAACAUUCGAUUUUCCCACUCUUUGUCGAUAAUAUGAUAAGCUCGAAGCCGCUCCGGGAAGAAGUUCGAGGAAAGUAUGCUCCUAACAGCUUCUGCCGACUUCAUUCGACUACUGCCAAGAUGGAUACUGAAAAAGGCACCUACCCCGAACGACAAGGCCUCCCAAGCCAAGAUGGGCACGAUACCGACCACUCGAGCGAGGACCAUGCCGCGGAGACAGCCCCGAAAGUAGAGGGGCAGACUUACGAUGAUAGAACGGCUUGGAUUACGGUCGCUGCAUCGUCACUGACCAUGUUCGUCUAUCUCGGUGUCAUCUACUCCUGGGGCAUCAUGCAAGUCAAGCUGGUCGAGACCACGGGUUCAAAUCUGACCACUUUGACAUUUGUCGGCUCAUUGGCGACCUCGUUCAUGAUCUGUUUCAGUAUUGUCUCCGACAAAAUCAUAAGCAGGAUAGGAUACCGGCUGGCUGCAUUGAUUGGAGGCGUCUUCAUGGGUUUGGGCGAAGUUCUUGCAGGCUUUACAACUCACCAUGUUGUAGCCUUGUUCUUUCUACAUGGUCUUGUAUUUGGUCUAGGUGGUGGAUUGUGUAUCUUUUCUGUCUCGACUGCUCCGAUGGGUCUAUUCAAGAAACAUAAAGCACUGGCCAUGGGGUUUGUUUUCGGAGGUGGCAGCUUGGGUUCUGCCAUCAUGAGUGUCGUGACCAACUAUCUUGUCAAGGACUUGGGUGUUUCCUGGACAUUCCGCAUUCUUGGUUUCAUUCUCUGGGGUGUCUCCAUCCCUGCGUCCUAUUUCCUGCCAAGACGAUUAAGUUCGGGGAAGAAGGCCUCUCGUCAACUACAAUGGUACCGCUUCAAGGAACCUCGCUUCCUCCUGCUCGUUGGCGGCACGAUACUUUCCUGCUUCCCACUCUUCAUUCCUCCUUACUUCAUUCCGAUCUUUUCGAGAUCGAUGGGCUACACCAAAGAGAUCGGUAUUAUCAUCCUAGCCUGCUGGAACUUGGCUUCGACGUUAGGCCGAGUCCUCGCCGGGUGGGUUGCCGAUACCCUUCUGGGACCAGUCGAGAGUCUAGCAAUCUGCAUGCUCUUCAUGGCCCUCAGCUCUCUCAUCGUGUGGCCCCUGUCAUCAUUAAUUGGCAUCUUCUCCCUCUAUCUCAUCUUCAACGGCAUCGGAUGCGGCGCAUUUUUCAGCCUCACACCCAUCGCCGUCAGUGCCACAUUUGGUGGAGAGAAUACACUCAGCAUCAUCCCUGUUGUCUGGACGACGUGGUUCUGCGGUUUCUUCUUCGGUACACCAAUUGCUUCUGGCCUUUACUCCAUCUCAGGCGAUGUUGAUGGGCUUGAAAGGUUCCGCCCCGCCGCUUACUAUGCCGGGGCAAUGGCGUUGGCUGGCUUCGCAUGUGUUUCGGGAAUAAGAUUUGCGCGCAAAAUAGAGACUCCAGAGAAGUCUUGAGCCGGGACUCUUCGAACGAAUUUAUGACCAAAAGAGCAGCACGCACCAUAACGGCCAAUUGCUAACUUAGAAGUUGUCAUUUGAAACCAAGAUACCAGAUAGAUCAUAGAGAACGAAUGAGAAUACAGAGUGCCGAGAUCGCGGUCUACGAAUAACCAACCUCAACAUCAAGAAUCGAAUUUACCAUCCCUUACCUCAAACGUCAAAAGAGCAAGUUGUAUGCGGAUUAGAAAGUGGCUCUUGAGAACCAGCCUAUCUAGCACAUAUCAUUAAGCCAAUGAACGAACAGACCAGAUUCAUGAUUGCCCCGGUUGACUUCUUCGAGAGCC